Molecule: messenger RNA, 975 nt
Organism: Panicum virgatum (switchgrass)
Lineage: Eukaryota; Viridiplantae; Streptophyta; Magnoliopsida; Poales; Poaceae
Exons: 1
Coding region: 1-951 (316 amino acids)
Biological process (GO): response to desiccation
Cellular component (GO): cytosol
Source: RefSeq, a predicted model, not a curated record
AUGUCGUCCUCGGACAGUCCAAAAGUGAGUGGAAGGAAGGCCGACAAGGACAAAGAUGGAGGCAACGAUGAUGAAAAGGGAGGUUUCUUCGACAAGGUUAAGGAUUUCAUCCAAGAUGUUGGGGAGAAGAUCGAGGAAGCAGUAACCAUUGGAGCGCCUUCGGCCGAUGUUAUUGGGAUCCACAUCCCCCACGUCAGCCUGGAGAAGAUAGAGCUCAUUGUUGAUGUUAUGAUUGUCAACCCGAACCCUGUCCCCAUCCCUCUUGUCGACAUCGAGUACUCGAUCGAGAGUGAGGGAAGGAAGCUCGUGUCCGGAACAAUCCCUGAUGCUGGGACCAUACAUGCUCGUGGUACAGAGACCAUCAAGAUUCCCCUUCUACUGAUUUAUGAUGACAUCAGGAGCACAUACAAGGAGAUCAAGCCUGGAAGCAUCAUUCCUUACAGAGUCAAGGUCGUUCUUCACAUAGAUAUACCUGUACUUGGGAGGAUUUCUAUACCGUUACAGAAAAACGGUAAGAUUCCGGUGCCAUACAGACCGGAUGUCGACAUUGAAAAGAUCAAGUUUGAACAGUUCUCUUUCGAAGAGUCGACCGCGACCCUCCAUUUGAAUCUGGACAACAAGAAUGAUUUUGACUUGGGGCUGAACUCAAUGGAUUAUGAAGUGUGGCUCGCUAAUGUGAGCAUUGCCUCUGCUGAGCUCAAAGAAUCUACCAAUAUUAAGAAACAGGAGAUAACAACUAUGAACUUGCCUAUCAGCUUCAGGCCUAAGGAUUUCGGUUCUGCUAUGUGGGAUAUGAUUAGGGGAAAGGGAACUGGUUACAGCAUAAAGGGACACAUUGACGUCAACACACCUUUCGGACACAUGAAAAUACCUAUAAGCAAAGAGGGGGGAACAACUCGUCUUAAGAAGGGGGAUGACGACGAUGACGACGAUAAGGUAUAUAUUAUCUGAAAUUUUGGUACUCCAGCUAAUUAG